Molecule: messenger RNA, 467 nt
Organism: Nicrophorus vespilloides
Lineage: Eukaryota; Metazoa; Arthropoda; Insecta; Coleoptera; Silphidae
Product: flexible cuticle protein 12-like
Exons: 3
Coding region: 85-405 (106 amino acids)
Cellular component (GO): chitin-based extracellular matrix
Molecular function (GO): structural constituent of chitin-based larval cuticle
Source: RefSeq, a predicted model, not a curated record
UAAUCAAUGGUAUUGCAAAUUAGUAUAUAAACGGUUUUCGGCAGUUUGUAAUCACACUUGAAGUCUACCCACAGUCCCAUCAAGAUGAAACUGAUCAUUGUUCUCGCCGCUUUGGUUGCCGUGGCUUUGGCCAAGCCUUUGGACUCCGACAAGGAUGCCCAAAUCUUGAAGAACGACUUCGACAACAUUGGAGUCGAUGGAUACCAACACGCCUAUGAGACCAGCAACGGAAUCUCCGCUUCCGAAGAAGGACAUAUCAUCAACGCCGGUACCGACAACGAAGCCAUCGCCGUCCGUGGACAAUUUUCCUACGUCGGUGCCGAUGGUGUCACUUACACUGUCACCUAUGUAGCUGAUGAGAACGGUUUCCAACCACAAGGCGCUCACAUCCCACAACCAGAAUAAGAAUUGACCCAAGCUAUGAAUUUGAACUCUAGUACCUUUAAAUAAACAUUUCAAAAUCUAAA